Messenger RNA from Caenorhabditis remanei, 1305 nucleotides. RefSeq lists its product as uncharacterized. The coding region runs from base 1 to 1305 and encodes 434 amino acids. The transcript is spliced from 8 exons. The record is from RefSeq and is a predicted model, not a curated record. Lineage: Eukaryota; Metazoa; Nematoda; Chromadorea; Rhabditida; Rhabditidae.
AUGGAAGAAAUUGAGGUCGAUCCGUGGAUUGAUAACAAAGUCUGCGCUUUCGAAACUUAUCGCAUCCACGGUUCAUUGUUCACAAUUCCAUUUGUGGUUGCUGAUGAUUUGACGUUAACAAAGUCUCGAACAAAAUUCUUCGAUGAAAGUCGCAAAAUUCCACGAGAUUAUCUGAAAGUUUUCAAUGAUAAAAUUUCGGCUCCGAUAACUCUGACACCAGAAAUUAAAAUAGGGAACAAAUGUAAAGUUUAUUUUAAGGGAAGUAGCAGUCAACACAUGUCAACAAUUCUAGAAGGAGUCGAAAAAACCGAUGUUUCCAAGCAUGCUGAUAUUUUGGUGGCCAGCGAAACACUCCAUAAAAUUGCCAAUGCAGUUUUUAAGGAAACUUUAUCUUGGAAACUUCGUGCGUAUCAUGAAAACAUCGAGGGACGGCAAAUCAUUGUUUUGUGUGACGACGACUUUGAAGAAAUCGAAUUAUUCCCUUUGCGAUCUGCGCAGUUCUUUGAAAAGCGACGAGAUUCAAUCAAUUUCGCUCAACAGCUGUGUGAAAGAUACGAAGAGAGAAGUACGAACCAUUAUCUGCACGGAAGUCGAAUUGUAAUUUCAUCGCUCUCCUACAAAGACUCAACUGUCAGGUUGGCAGUUGUAGGUGAGGUAGAUAUGGCCAAAGAGCAAGAACCUGUGAACGCGGCGGUGAUGACUGGUAGAACACAACGAGUCAGUUUGGGAGCCGACGAGGAUAGUAUUGAUGAUUCUUUCCAGUAUCUCUGGUCUCGCUGCUUCUGGCUUGGAGUGACCACGUGUUUGAUCGGAAUGCGUUGCUCUGAAGAUGAUCCUGUCACAAAAGUUCACCGUUUCGACAUAAAAGAUUACGUCCAAAAACACCGUGGACGAAUCCGUGAGUACCCUGACGUGGCGACGAGUUGUGUGGCACAAGUUCUGAAUCGUUUAUAUGAAGCGGUUCAAUCGAAUCCUAAUGUUAACUGGACAAUUGAGUAUGAAGGCCGGAAGGAAGAUUGGGAACCGGGAAACAUCAGAAUAUCAGUAGCCUCUGAAAAACUGAGUUUGUGGUCCGUGUGUGAACAUUACUAUCUCAUCAAGAACCAUUUCAAGAAAAGGAAAAGAGAACAGGCAUUGAAGAAAAUUGAAGAAGUUAGGAGGAAAGAGAAAAAACCAAGCAUUAUCAUUCGAGAAGUCCGCCUUAUACCGCAGAAAGAGAGAAAAGGAUUGAUGAAAAUUCGCACAAGGAGGAAUUUGACUAUAAGAGAGCAAUUCCGUCGAUUCAUCAAACAUCUUUCCACAUGA